UGACAGGGAACAAAAUUCAAAUUUGAAUGCUGGGAAAAGUUUAGCUGUGAUUAUACUUGUGAAGUCUGCAUCUACUUGACUUUUCAGGCAAGGGAUCCUGCCUCCGACUCUCUCAUCUCUUUUCAGACGCUGUUCAGCGAUGGUGGCUGUGGAGCCGAUUUCACUAUUGAGUGGAGGUCCUUAGCCUGCAGACUUAGUAGUAACGAACGUCUGGAUGACUACUGGGAUAAAAGUGGAUUAAUAGAUGAAUUCUAUAUGGGUGAUAUGCCCAAAUGGUUGUCUGAUGAGGCCUUAGCCGCUGACAAUAAAAAGUUUUACGUGGUGCAAGAGCCGGAUUUUCUUGAGAAUGACUGGCUGUAUCUAUAUUCGGAAAUUGCAUUCUACGCGAAAACAGACUGUAAUUUGACAACUUCCCCACGCUUGGAGGUCAAGAAGGUUGUUAUAGAAACUAAAGAAGAAUACAUGACAGAGGCGCGUGAGAAGCUCAAGGCAGAGAAUGCAAUCUUCUACAUAAGUUACAAGUAUGAUGGUGAUGAUCGUUCAGCAACCGGUUUGGCGGGUGAUCACAGAGCAAUAGUAAGGAAAACCAUGGAUGGGAAACCAGGACACAUGUGUCUUGAAGUUGCAAGAAGAACUGAAGCUUUGACUUCUCCUGGUGAAACUUCGACUCCAAUCACAGACUUCACAAAGUUUGUUGAAUAUUUAGAUUGUUGAAUAUUCAUACUUAAAAUCACUUUAAAAAAAAAUCUAAUUACAAAUCAUUAUCCAUUUAUGUGUAAAACGAUUUAGAAAAAAAUUGUAUAGGAGAGGAUUGCCGAUUGCGUAUGUUAGAAGAGGAGAAAAAUGUUCAUGAGUU
Molecule: messenger RNA, 856 nt
Organism: Arabidopsis lyrata subsp. lyrata
Lineage: Eukaryota; Viridiplantae; Streptophyta; Magnoliopsida; Brassicales; Brassicaceae
Product: UPF0725 protein At4g29550
Exons: 4
Coding region: 256-714 (152 amino acids)
Source: RefSeq, a predicted model, not a curated record